GGAAACUCAGUUGUCAUUUUCACCUGCACUGGAGUAGCAGCAUCUUUGUGUAUUUCCUAAAACAAGGCAAACAAAAGAAGCGGCCAACCUCCGCUUUGCUCUUUGAUACAUUUCGUUCUUCAUUAGCGUAUUUCAACAGAAAAUUGUGUGCGUUGUACACCCGAAGAAGAAAUUCAGUUUCAUGGUAUGGCGCAGUGAAAGACAAGUAUGAUCGGCGUGCCCAACUAUUUCCGGACAAUAAUAAACAACUGAUGAUUAGACGUGUAUCUGCUGAUGAACGACGUAAACCUGCUUUUUGGUAAGAAGAAGAGCCAUCAAGUUUGCCAAGUGGGACAGUGUUGCUGGUCGCAACGGCUGCCGAUCCAGAGACCAUGAACUUGUACAAACGUGGUUUGAUCUUCGCUACGUUUCUCGGUUGUUCCUUGUCGGUAGCUUUUCUCGCCGCUUCUGUCAGUACCGAUUCAUGGGUUUAUGCCGACGUCAAGCGCUUGACUAACCCAUUUGAAUCAGAUGGCCAUGUGUUUUUCGGUCUCUUCAAAGGCAAGAGAGAACUCAACGUGGGCUACGGUUGGAGAACGUAUCCCGUGUCAGUCACAGAACAAUUGAAUGGCGAGUUUCUUAAUUUUGGUCUUUGGAUCACAACUGUCACGUGCGUCUGCGUUGCGAUUAUUUUCGCUAUUAUUGGAGCUUUGAUGGCUAUCGUAAACACGACGUUGACACCGGUUGAAACCAUAGCCGGCCGGAUCGGGCUCUUCAUUUGGAACAGCCUUUCCAUUGUUUUCUCAUUGACUGCAAUGAUUGCCUGGAUAACCCAGUUUUACCUCCGUCUCAGCUCUAACGUUCUAGUACAAGAAGAUCGAGACAAUCACUGGACUUCCGAUGGGAGAGCUUAUCUCGGUUAUUCGUUCUGGUUCGUUAUCGGGUCGGCUUUAAGUCACGUGGCCAAUAUCGUCCUGCUGGUUCUGGUCAGUGCGGAUGAGCGCAGGAAAUAUGUCAAACCAUUGCCAACGGAGAAAACGAACAGUGCCGUACUACUCUACUAGUUUACAGGCGUUCCUUUUCCGAUGUUCCUUGUAUUCCUUCGUUUUUCAACGAUUUGACGGAUCAUGUGUAGCGACUGAGGGUGGUAUCCAGUUUGUCGUCAUCGGUUUGUGUAUUGUUAUUAAUGAUCUGCUUGAAACAUAUAGUGCCAGUGCCAUCAGGUACACAAUUUGCCUUUUUAUUCAUCAUACGACCUUUAUUUCUUUUUUGUUCUGCUUCAUGCAUUUUGAAGUUGAUUUUGCAAUUCAAUAACAUGAUUUUUCCACUCCAUUUCAUUUUCCAUUGAAUUUCAUUUUUGUUCCUUUGAAUUUGCCUUGUCCGCAUUAAUAACGUUUACGUAAUACAAUGAUUGCUUCGUCGCGAA
Molecule: messenger RNA, 1405 nt
Organism: Daphnia carinata
Lineage: Eukaryota; Metazoa; Arthropoda; Branchiopoda; Diplostraca; Daphniidae
Product: clarin-2-like
Exons: 4
Coding region: 372-1043 (223 amino acids)
Source: RefSeq, a predicted model, not a curated record